AUGUCAUUGGCCACUCCAUCAGAUCUGGACUACUGGACGACACGACUUCGAGACAAGGAACAAUGUUUAUUUCCAAUUCUCAACGAUGGAGCAAAAGAUGUACCGAAUGAAUUGCGAGCGCUUGAAGUCAACGUACCCGCCUUGAGCAUUUUGAAGGCGUUCUGUGAUGAUCACGACCUUAGACCAUCAACAGUUUUCCAAACAGCUUGGGCACUUGUUCUUAGGAGCUAUACCGGCAGCGAUGAGGUGUGUUUUGGAUAUCGCACCUCAUCCGGAUCACUUCCGUGUCAGUUGAGUAUUCCACGGGAAUCAAGCCUUCAACACGUUCUCGACACCACGAACUCGGCAGUCGCACGUGACUCCACUCAUCAUGGUAUCUCCUUAGAGCACUUGGAGUCUACUCUAGGAUAUGGAGAAGCUGGUCUUUUCAACACGGAAAUCUACUGUCGAGAAGACCUGCCGCAAAACCCUGUACGCCGGUCACUCGGGGAAGAGAGCAGCUUGGAGCUCAGUGGAACAGUCACAAGAACAGAGAGUCUGAACCAUGACGGGCAGAAUCUGGAUCCACGAACCAUCAUCAGAGUCGAGACCGAUUUAGGAUUGGAAUUUCUUCGCAUGAAACUCCUGUAUCGGCUCUCAAGUUUGUCAGAUGGCCAAGCUGCAAAUGUGGGGAGUGCCUUGGAGAUGGCUCUGUCAUGUGUUUUCGAGAGAUCACAUCUAAGUAUAGCAGAUCAGUCACUCUUCAGCAAACAUCAUGCAAGGAAAGUAAAUCAGUGGAAUACGCAUCAUCUGAAGCCACUGGAUCUGACCUUUCACGGCGUGGUGUCCACGCGAGUCAAAGCGCAGCCAGACACCCCCGCGAUCGAUGCGUGGGACGAGCAAUGGACGUACCAAGAGCUGGAAGAUUUGUCAUCACAUCUUGCUCGUCAUUUGGUAGAGAUGGGAGUCAGAAGUGGCAUGAAGGUUCCCCUCGUAUUCGAGAAAUCCGGGUGGUGGGCGGUUGCCUUGCUUGCGGUGUUGAAAGCUGGCGGGGCAUUUGUGCCAGUCGACCCCUCCCAGCCGGUUUUGCGACUGAAAGAUAUCGUGGAAGACGUGGAAGCGAAAAUUUUGUUAUCUUCAGCUCAAUACUCUGAGCUGCUGGCGGAGUCAGUUGAGAAAACGGUGGUUGUAUCCCGGUCAACUAUGGAGAAAUUAUGCUCCAAGAGCACAACCCCAGCGGAAUUGCCUUCAGUAUCCGCCGAUAGCGAGGCUUACGUUAUGUACACAAGUGGCACUACUGGUAAACCCAAAGGUGCGACAAUGAAUCACGGACCAUACUUAUCAGGUCUGUAUCAAAUAUUUCAAGGAACAAAUCUUGGGCCUGGGUCAAGAGUACUGCAAAGUUCUUCUUACGCCUGGACCCCCUGUAUUAUUGAAAUGAUGGGCUGCUUAUGGAAUGGAGGCUGUUUGUGUAUUCCAAGCGAGUUUGCCAAGCAGAAUGCCCUUACCCAGGUCUUCAACGACAUGCGGAUUUCAUGGGCUUUGCUUUCACCCUCAAUCAUCAAGACCAUCAAACGCGAAUCAGUGCAGCAUCUGGAGUCUCUCUUGCUCGCUGGUGAACCCGUCUCCCAGGAGAUAGUCUCUCAAUGGUCGUCUGAGAAGACGAAAGUGUGGAUCUUGUGGGCUGCAACGGAAGUUGCGAAUCUGGCUAGACCAGGCCACUUCACAGAAGAUUCAGACGUGCAGAAUCUCGGACGGUGUAGAUCGAUCUGUCGGAUUGUAGAACCAGGAAACCCUGAAAAGCAAGUUCCUAUUGGCUCGGUGGGCGAAAUCGUCGUCCAUGCGCCAUGGAUAGCAAAUGGAUACUUGAACGAUCGAGAACGGACAGCCGAGAAAUUCCUCGAUCGCCCAGACUGGCUUCCACAAGGGCCAUCGAGCUAUGGAUCUCGCUGGUAUAGAGUGGGUGAUCUUGUCCGUCAAAAUUCUGACGGCAGUCUGAUAUUGGCGGGACGUGGCGACAGCAUGGUCAAAAUAAGAGGGCAGCGAUUUGACAUGUCAGAAGUGGAGAAGAACCUGGGGAGCGACCGUCGCGUGAGGAAUUCUCUGCCCAUCAUCGUGAAAAGAGGGCUGUGCAAGCAUCGUCUGGUUGCAAUAAUUGCGCUGCAUGAUUUCGCUACCGAAGAAAGCAGUGACGAAACUUUUCAUCUCGUAAAGGAUGAUGAAUUGCAAGGGGCCGCAUCGUGGGUGUCUGAAUUCCAGAGUCAGUUGUCCUUACGCAUUCCAAGUUUUAUGAUUCCCACCAUAUGGGUGAUGGUGAAACGAUUGCCUCUUACCAUCACUGGAAAGAUCGAUAGGGUUUUGCUGAAACGACUCGUGGAGAACAUGGACAUCGAAACAUAUGAAAGCAUCUCGUCCUUGGGUAUUUCUCCAGAGGCUCCAAGGACCGAAAUGGAGAAGCGUCUACAGCAGCUUUGGAGCGAAGUGUUGACCAUCCCACGAGACAAGAUUGGUAUAAAUCAGUCAUUUAUCAGUCUUGGGGGAGAUUCUAUUUUAGCCAUGCUUGUUGGCGCUCGCUGCAACGAUCUCAACCUCAACCUGCGAGUGGAAGACAUUUUGAAGUACGGGACAAUUGCUGAACUCGCGUUACGCACUUCGGCCAAAGUCGGUGAUCGGAAUCAGGAUUCUCUGCUCCGCGACCGAUACGAUCAUUUACACAGGUCCAUUAUGAGAAACCUGCACGAGGUCGGGGUACCUAGGACCUGCGAUGUUGUGGACGCGUACCCAACAAGUCCAAUGCAGCAAGGAAUGCUACUGAGCAAGGCACGGCUAAGUGGGGACUACAACACAUCCACCAUCUAUGAAGUUAUCCCAAAGUCACAGCGUUUUGCUCCGAACGCUGAGUCGCUCCUGCGAGCAUGGCAACAAGUUGUAAAUCGACAUUCAGCUUUGCGAACCUUCUUCGUGGAGAGCACAUCACAGAGUGGAUCUUUCGACCAAGUUGUGCUUCGAGAUUGGGACGUAGCAUCGUCCACGACCAUUUUCAGGAACAUCGCGGUUGAAUCAGUUGAAGGAGUUGUUCAGAUAUUCAACCAAAGGCCGCCACAGCCCUACAGCUACCAGCAGCCACCUCACAACUUCACCAUAAUCGAGGCCAAGUCCGGACGCUUAUUUUGCAGGCUAAAUGCUGAGCACACUCUUGUUGAUGGAACGUCGAUUGCAGUUAUCGUGCGCGAUAUCGUCUUAGCCUAUGAUGAAGCCCUCGAAGCCCAGAAAGUCUAUCAAUACUCAUCAUACAUUGAUGCUCUUCAGCAAGUUGAUUGCAGUGUCGACAACAAUUACUGGAAGUCAUACUUGGAUGGCAUGCACCCCUGUCUACUUCCAAACCUCGCCUACAGCUUGUCUCGAGAACCACCCAAAGCCGAGUCUCGGGCAAUCGUCGUUGAUAUCAAGGAACCACAAAUGCUUCUCAAAUUCUGCCAAAGCCAAGAGAUUACUGUUUCCGCUCUUUUCAGAACAGUUUGGGGAUUGCUUCUACGUGCAUAUACUGGCUUGGACGAAGUGGCGUUCGGUUACAUCACCAACGGCAGAGAUCUCCCCCUUGCUGGGAUAGGUCAGAUUGUUGGGACAUUAAUUAACAUGCUUGUUUGCCGCAUGAACCUCAAGGAAUCAAGUCCGGUGAGGGAUGUUAUAGCCAAAGCCCAAGUUGACUACAGGAACAGCUUGCCACAUCAGCACGCAUCGCUAGCACAAAUCCAGCACGUUCUUGAUUUGAAUGGCCAGCAGCUAUUCAACACAUCGAUGACAGUUCUCAAGCAAGUUGAUCUGUCUGCUGGAGAAAAUCCCAGCAUCCGCUUGAAGAACGUUCACCAGUGGUCUCCGGAUGAGUACGAUGUCAACGUGCAGUGUUGGGUAUCGGAAGCGAGCGUGAAAGUAGAACUGUGGUACAGAAGCGAGACCGUUUCAACUGAACAUGCCCAAAAUAUUGCUUCUACCUUCGCUAAAGGUUUAGAGGUAGUCACAGAUGAUCCCGAGCAGCGAGUUGGUCAGCUGGAUCUUUUCAGCGAACACCAUAAAACACAGGUUUGGGACUGGAACGGGACUUAUCCUGAUCUCAUUGAUACUUGUCUGCAUCAUAUCAUUAGUGCCCAAGCCGCCUGCCGACCACAAGAAAUUGCGAUCAUCUCGUGGGAACGGGAGAUGACGUUCCAAGAGUUGGACACUCACUCCGAUCGACUUGCACAUCAUCUACUUUCCCUUGGCGUCGCUCCGGAAGUUCAUGUACUGCUAUGUUUUGAGAAAUCAGCCUUAGCUAUAGUCGCCAUGCUAGCUGUCUUGAAAGCUGGGGGAGUGUGCGUGUCUAUCGAUGCAUCACACCCAAUGCAACGGCUGCAACGUAUCAUUAAAGACACUGCGCCCAUAUGUUGUUUGGUCUCGACAAUGAAUCGCAGCUUGUUCGAAGACGAUGGCCUCCGGGGGCGAGUAAAACAUGUUGUUGCUGUCGACCAGCCAUUGGUAGAUUCGCUGCUACUGGUCGAUGGCACAAAACCAUGUUCAGCUGUCAAGCCAGACAAUGCUGCUUUUAUUUUAUUCACAUCUGGUUCGACAGGUACUCCAAAGGGAAUCGUACAUACACAUUCCACGAUCGCAUCAUCAUUACAUGCACACGGGACCGCUAUGAACAUCGGAAUUGACUCCAGGACACUGCAGUUCUCUGCAUUUGUAUUUGAUGUCAGCAUCACCGAGAUCUUCAUGUCUCUGACUCGUGGUGGCGUUCUCUGCAUUCCUUCAGAAGAUGAAAGGAUGAACGAUUUGGAAUCCGCUAUCGGUCGUAUGAGCGCGAACUGGGCCCACCUCACUCCAACCGUAGCCUCUCUCUUAGACCCAAAUAGAGUUCCGACGUUGAAGCAUAUGGCACUGGCCGGUGAGCCCCUCAAGAAGAUUAAUGUCACUGAGUGGGCGCCUCGUCUCGAAUUGGUCAAUUUAUAUGGCCCAGCCGAGUGUGCUCUAGCCACUACUCUUCGUGUUGGAUUGGUGAAAGAUGAUAGAACGGACAAUAUCGGGAAAGCUAUUGGCCUUCUGGUCUGGAUCGUUGAUUCUUCUGAUCCCCACAUACUUGUGCCUGUCGGAGCAGUAGGCGAGCUUCUUCUAGAAGGGCCAAAUGUCGCACGAGAAUACUUGAAAGACAAAGAGAGAACACUCGCAUCAUUUAUCGAAAACCCAGCAUGGCUCAAAGAUGAGAAAACAAUACCGCCUAGAAGAUUCUACAGGAGUGGUGAUUUGGCUAGAUACAACGGAGAUGGGUCGAUCCAGAUACUGGGCCGAAUCGAUACUCAGGUCAAGUUGCAUGGACAACGUGUCGAGUUGGGCGAGAUCGAAUAUCAGGUCAAAGUCAACUUGCUGGGUCACAACUUGGUUAACAUGGCGGUUGUUUAUGCCAAAUCUGCCAAACACCCAGGAGGUGGAAUACUUGCCACAUUUCUAGAGUUCGAGGAGAAGUCCACAGAUGUUGACAACAACCAACUCAUGCUAACCAUUUCUCAACACCUGCGAAGAACACUCAUCAUGUUAGAUGUCCAUCUUGCCGAAACUUUGCCUUCUUAUAUGGUGCCCGCGAUCUAUUGUCCGAUGAACUCAAUGCCACUCUUGACCGCGGGAAAAAUUGAUCGGGGAAAGCUCUCGAGAAUCGUACAAAACCUCUCGACAGAUCAGGUCGCGUUGUUUUCGCUCGCUGAUUUCCAGGAGGCAAAAGUCAUGCCAAGAACGAAAAUGGAAAGGAUACUACAGAAGCUGUGGGCGAAGUCGCUUGCCAUUGAAACAAAGUCGAUAGGAGUUGAUGACAACUUUUUCCGUCUUGGAGCAGACAGUGUUGUGGCGAUGAGACUGGCUGCAGCCGGCCGAGAAAGUGGCAUCACAAUUACAGUGGCAGACAUAUUCCAGAACCCAAAAUUAUGCGACAUGGCCAUGGUUGCAAAACCUUUCAGCGAGAAAGUCAUGAUUGAUCUCGAAGUCAGAUACGGCAUACAAAAGCAAAAUAUCCAGGCGAUAUACCCGGCAACUCCGCUUCAAGAGGGACUGCUUAUGCUUUCCAACAGGGAACCGAAAGCAUAUACCGUACAGCAUGUCCUCUCGUUGGAUUCAGAUGUGGAACUUGAGAGACUUCGCAUAGCAUGGGAAUAUGUUAUUGAGCAAAAUGCGGUUCUCCGUACUCGGAUUGUUCACGUUGAGAGAUCAAUAGGGUCUCUUCAAGUCGUAUUGCAGGAAGGAGCCUCUUGGCAGACUGCAGUAUCACUUGAGGACUACCUGAGGCAAGACAAACAGCUGCCUAUGGAUUACGCAAUGCCUCUUUCGCGGUAUGCCCUGAUUGAUGAGCACAAGAACGGCAUGCGAUACUUGGUCUGGACUGCCCACCAUUCUGUGUUCGACAAGUGUUCCGCAUCUUUGAUUUUCAGAGAAGUCGCUGCAGCUUAUGAAUCCACUGUUAACGGACCCAAGAACAUUAAUCUGCCAGACAAGGUGUCGUUCAGAGCCUUUUCUGAGGGUGUCUUUCACAUGGAUAUCUCAGGCGCUGAAGCCUUCUGGAAGGAGCAGUUUUUGGAUCUGUCAUUUUCUCCAUAUCCUAAACUCCCUGCAGGACAUCAACCUUUGGCAACGAAUUCUAUAAACUACUCUGCCUCUUUACCACCUUUGAAUUCCACUAGCUUCUCGGUUCCGAUUAUUCUUCGCGCCACCUGGGCGUUAUUACUCGCGCAGUAUACCGAUACCCCUGAGAAUGUUGUCUUUGGACUGACUUUGGACGGCCGUGGAGAGUCUGCUUCAAUGCCUGGGACUGACACCAUGGUAGCACCUGUUUUUGCUACCGUUCCAGUCAAAAUCUCAAUCGACAAGCAAACAACCAUUGAGAGCUUUCUAUCUGAAGUUCAAGAGUCAGCUAAAGAUAUGAAGCAGUGGCAGAACUUUGGAUUGCAAAAUAUUAAAUAUCUUAGUCUCGAUGCAGCGAAGGCCUGUGACUUCCAUAAUCUGUUGGCUAUCCACCCUUCCAGCACCCACAGCGGCCACGGCAAUAGCCCUUUGGAUCUUUCAAUCACCACACAUGAUUCUCCUUCACCCUAUUUGCUCCUACUGGAAUGUCAAAUAAUGGAGAAUGCUAUCGCCAUAGAAGCGCAAUAUGAUCCAAAGGUUUUAGCGGCUUCGCAGAUACAGCGCAUGCUGCAUCAAUUCGAGCAUGUCCUGACUCAAUUGACAGCUCAUGAAUCCCGCAACAAGAGUCUCAACGACAUUGAAUUCUGCAGUCCACAGGAUAUCCAGCUUAUCUCAUCCUGGAACGAGCACCUACCAGAACCUAUCGAGAGUUGUGUCCACGAUGUGAUAGCUUCCCACUCGAUUUCAAGGCCGGGAGCACCUGCAGUAUCUUCUUGGGACGAAAAUUUGACGUAUCACGAGCUUCAUAUCCUGUCCUCAAAUUUGGCACAUUACUUGAAGACCUACUUCAAUAUUGGCCCCGAGUCACUGGUUCCGCUAUGCUUUGCAAAAUCUGCUUGGGCUGUGAUUGCCAUGCUGGCAGUGCUGAAGGCCGGUGGAGGGUAUGUACCAAUGGAUCCCACCCAUCCCGCUUCACGCCUCCAAGAAAUCGUCGACGCAACCAAGUCCUCUGUGGUCCUAUGCUCUCCACAACAUGAAAGAUUGAGUAGGUCGCUUGCAGAGCGAGCGUUUUGUGUCAGUCGCAAGACAGUCGACAUGUGCAAACAAUUCGACGGUCCGGCGUGCAGAAGCGUCACGCCAGACAACACUUGCUACGUUAUAUUCACAUCGGGCUCCACCGGGAAGCCCAAAGGUGUCGCCAUGUCCCAUACGGGAUUUUCAACAGCUGCUGCAGCCCAUGGCAAGCGUGUGAAUCUCAACUCGGAAUCCCGGGUCAUCCAUUUCUCAUCAUAUGCUUUUGAGGCUUGUAUCUUGGAAAUCUUAACCACAUUAUUCAGUGGUGGUUGUGUUUGCAUAGCUCCUGAAUCCGAGCGGCUGGAAGAUAUCGCGAAGACAAUGCGAGAGCUUCGAGUGAAUUGGGCCUUCUUCACUCCCUCCUUCAUCCGUACAAUAAGUCCUGACCAAGUUCCGGACUUGAAGACUUUGGUAUUGGGUGGCGAGGCUUUAGGCUCUGACAAUAUCGAUACAUGGGUGGACCACGUAUAUCUUGUUAAUGGUUAUGGCCCCAGUGAAACUUGUGUCUUUUCCGUAAUAAACGAGAAUAUUCGCAGGCAUCAUACCACCCCCGACAUGAUUGGAAGUGCAGUUGGGGGUGCGUGCUGGAUUGUUGACCCUGAAGAUCAUAGCAAACUUGUUCCACUGGGAGCUGUGGGAGAGUUGUUGAUCGAAGGACCGACACUUGCACGAGGUUACCUCGAUGACCAAGAAAAGACCACUGCAGCAUUUGUCAACAAUCUGGAAGUGAGACUCCGCAUCAGUGCCCUCAAAAGAAAUCAAGUAAACGGAUCAAACACUUGCAGGGCAGUCAAUGGGAAUGCUGCGCACUUGAAUGGCAAUGGAACAAAUGGAUUCUCAAAAGUUACAGGCAGAAUGUACAAAACAGGCGAUUUGGUGCGCUACGAUACGUCAGGCCUUGCGGAUGGAACAAUUCGAUUUGUGGGCCGGAAAGAUUCGCAGGUCAAGGUUCGGGGACAACGAAUGGAGCUUGGGGAUAUCGAGCAUCAUCUGAAGCUCAAUCUGAGCGGUAUUCGGCACAUUGCUGUCGAGCAAGUCGCUCUUCCUCAUCGCGAAACACAACAACUCGCUGCAUUCUUUUCACCCGACAAGCAAACCCGAAUAUCUGGUUCGAAUUCCGAAUUGAUUACGCUCCCAUUGCCGGCUGAUGUGAAGCAAUCGAUACUCGCGGCUGAAGCAGCAUUGUCCGAGAAGUUACCCGCAUACAUGAUUCCUACACUGUACGUGCCAGUAGCCAGGAUCCCUCUCCUACCUUCAGGGAAAACAAACAGAAGAGAACUGCGCCAGGUCUCUUCACGAUUCACGGAGAAGGAAAUCGAACAAUACUCCUUGAGCGAGGGACAAAAGAGAGCUCCAAGUACCGAUGUUGAGAAGACAUUAGCGAAGGUCUGGAGCCAGAUCCUUCACACCGGAGACGAAACCAUCAUUGGCCUAGAUGACAGCUUUUUCAGGCUGGGGGGAGAUUCCAUUGGCGCUAUGAAUCUCACGACUCUUGCUCGUGAGAAUGGUAUUUCCCUGACCGUGGCCAAGAUUUUCCAGCACCCGCGGCUAGAGGACAUGGCCUCUGUUGCCAUCAAAACCAGUGAGGUAGUAGAGAAUAGGCUCGUGCCAUUCUCCUUACUUGCAAACAUUGAAGAUGUGGACACAGUCCUAAGAGAAAUUUACAGAAGAUACCAAAUACCACAGGGGAAAAUCGAAGAUGCGUUUCCGACAUCUGCCCUGCAAGAAGGCCUCUUCUUGCUUUCCAUCAAACAACCAGGAUCGUACAUGAGUCAAAUAACACUGAGUCUCAGGUCUGAUGUUGACAUCGCACACUUCAAAUCAACUUGGCAAAAGACUGCUGAGAGAAACUCCAUCCUCCGAUCUCGCAUCGCUCAUACCGGAUUGACAUCUAUCCAGUUCAUCGUCAGGGAAGAAAUCGAUUGGUACCACGGCUCCGACUUGAAUGACUAUCUCACUGAGGACAAAAAACAUCAAAUGGGUCAGGGAAGCCCGCUCAUUCGAUACGCAAUUAUCACGUCAGGAAAUGAUCGCAAUUUUGUUCUAACGGCCCACCACUCAUUGUAUGAUGGCUGGUCAUUGAUGCUGAUUAUGGAAGAUUUCACUCGUCUGUAUGGGGCUGACCCGGUCAAGCCACCAGCUCCACCUUAUGCCAACUUUAUCAGGCAUUUGAUGAGUGCGGAUGUUGAGUCUGCGAAGUCAUUUUGGCUAUCCCAGUUUUCCGGAAAAUCACUUUCAAGCUUUCCAGAGCCGCGACCAGCUGCGCAAGCAGCCGAAGAGACUCAAAUUUUCCAAUAUGCAGACAUCAAGCGGCCUUCAGGAUCUGACAUCACCCUAUCAACUGUCAUAAGGGCGGCCUGGUCUCUGGUUGUUGCAAGAUAUGCAGACACUCAAGACGUGUUCUUUGGAGCAAUAUCUACAGGACGCAAUGCUUCACUUCCCAAUAUUGAACAGAUGACAGGCCCAUUGAUAGCGACGAUUCCAGUUUGCAUCUCAAUAGAUGGGACUGAGACUGUCGACAAUUUUCUGCGAAGGACACAAAGACAAGCAACAGACAUGAUCCCAUUCGAGCACACGGGCCUUCAAACAAUCAAGUCCUUUGGUCCCGAAGCCGAAACAGCCUGCCAACUCCAGAAUUUGUUGGUAAUUCAACCAGAAGGCUCUGAUGAUAUGCAGAGUCCCGUAUGGAAAGAAAACGUACUGUUUGCUAAAGGAGAAAUGGUCACGAUGACGUAUGCGUUGAUCGUCGAGUGUCGGCUGUACAAGGAUAAGGUCAGGAUCACUGCUCAAUACCGGGAGAACAUUACUCCUACCGGUCAAAUGCAACGAAUGAUUGACCAGUUCGAACAUGUCCUGCACCAGCUCAACAACACCAGCAACAAGCAGAAAGUGGACGAAGUUGAGGUUGUCAGCAAAAAAGACAAAUUAGAAGUCUUGGAAUGGAAUAAAGACUCCCAAUUCCCUCACAUAGACGACUGUGUUCAUCACAUCAUUGAACGACAAGCCACUCAAAGACCUCGCUCCCCAGCUGUUGAGUCUUGGGACGCCAGCUUUUCUUACGAGAAGCUCAACAACAUUUCAGGUAAACUUGCCCAGUAUCUGAAGGGACUGGGUAUUGGGCCGAAUGUAUUUGUCCCGCUUUGUUUUGAUAAAUCAGCUUGGACGGUCGUGGCCAUUCUAGCAGUACUGAAAGCAGGAGGUGCAUACCUCUCCUUGGAUCCGAAACACCCAAAAGCCAGAAGAGAUCUCAUUAUUCAAGAUGUUUCUGCAAAGGUUGUUCUGACAAGCAGUCAAUAUUGUGGCAGUUUUGACUCCUCGGGAGUGACGGUUCUCAGCAUCGACCAGGCUCUGCUUGACGACCUUCCCUCUCUUUCAGGCGUCGAAAGUCUUCCUGGGAAGUCGACAGACGCCGCUUUUGUGGUCUUUACUUCGGGCUCAACUGGUAUCCCUAAGGGUAUCGUUAUGGAACAUGGAUCGUUUGUCAGUAGCGCCGAAGAGCACUCGAAAGCGCUCCACAUCAACUCUGAUUCGCGCGUUCUCCAAUUUGCAGCUUAUACUUACGAUGUGAGUAUGGGCGAGAUUCUAACAACAUUGAUGCGAGGCGGUUGUGUAUGUGUACCUUCUGAGGAGCAGCGCAUGGGAGAUCUAGCAGCUACCAUCAAUUCUUUGGAGGUCAACUGGGCAUUUCUGACACCAACCGUUGCUGGGUUCUUGACACCUAGCGAGGUCCCUGGCCUGAAAAUCCUUGUCCUUGGAGGAGAGCAUUGCACAAAUCAGAAUAUCGAAACGUGGUCGGAGCAUGUAAACUUGAUAAAUUCUUAUGGCCCCGCAGAAUGCGCUAUCUGGUGCUGUCGAGCACCAAAUUUGACCUUGGAGUCCAACCCUGCAAGUCUCGGAUAUCCAGUCGGCGCAACACUUUGGAUCACAGAUGCCGUGGAUUCAGACAAGCUUGCUCCUGUUGGAUGUGUUGGAGAAUUACUUAUCGAAGGACCCACACUUGCCCGAGAAUAUCUUAACGACCCCGAAAAGACAGCAGCAGCGUUCAUAGUGGAUCCAAAAUGGUCUAAUAAUGGAUCUGACAGAAAAAGACGAUUCUACAGGACUGGAGACCUGGUCCGGUACGGACCAGAGGGAACUAUUCUCUUCAUUGGCCGCAGAGACACACAAGCAAAGAUCCACGGCCAGAGAAUAGAGCUUGGAGAGAUCGAGCAGAACCUGAUGAGAUUUAGUCCACCGAACUGGUUCCCAGUGGUUGACAUCCUCCAAUUUUCCGACGGCAAAAGUGAUGCCACCUUGACAGCAUUCAUUCACUUGAAAAACGCUUCGAAUCUUCCCAGGGCCGCAAAUGAUAUGGUUAUCCCCAUGGACUCGGCAAUUUCUGAACAACUGAGCAGGAUAAGGUCCGAAUUGGAGCAGGUCCUUCCAGGUCAUAUGGUGCCCGCUGUAUUCAUUCCUCUAUUCAAGUUGCCUCUUACAGCAGGGGGUAAGGUUGAUCGAAAAGCUCUCAAGGCAUUUGGGCAGAGUCUAGAUAACGACCAAAUCCUUGAAUACUUGCUGAUUGGCCAUGGUGCUGUGAAGACCCCCUCAACGGAAAUAGAAAAACAGCUCCAGAAACUGUGGUCAAAGGUUUUGAAUGUCAGCCUAGAGUCGAUUGGCACAGGUUCAAACUUUCUACGACUAGGUGGAGACUCAGUAGCAGCAAUGCGACUUUCUGCUGCUGCAAGGGAGAGCGGAUUGUUGUUGACCAUCCGGUCAAUAUUUACCUCACCAAAACUUGAAGACAUGGCUAAGACAGCAGAUGUAAUCUCAAACGAACCCCAGAAGCUUCAAGAUUAUGAGACAUUCUCGAUAUGGAAGGAUUUCAACAAGUCGAGCUUAUUUAGAGAUGUUCUACAGCCUCAAAUAUCCAAAGAGCUAGGAGAGAUUGAGGAUGUUCUUGAGGCAACCGAUUAUCAACGGUGGACUCAAGGUUGUGGUCAGCUCAAGACUCGAGGUUACAACAAUUACUUUACCUUCCACUUCAAGGGGUCACUGGAUUUGACAAAACUUCACGCUGCGUGCCAAGAACUUCUCAAGCGCCACUCAAUCCUCCGUACCACAUUUAUCCCUUACAAAAGCAAACUGUUCCAGGUGGUUUUAAAAAGCGCACAGCCAAGCUUCGAGUACUAUAAGCAUGAAGAGCGGGCUGUGAUCCUUGCCCGCGACAUGGAAAGACCCGUUCGAUUUGGAGAGUCCAUCAUUCGAUUGUUGUUAGUCGAGCAGAGAGAUGACGAACAUGAACUGCUGAUCCGAAUUUCUCAUUCCCUUUAUGACGGUAUCUCGUUGCCAAUCAUUGUCAGAGACUUGAAAGCUGCCUAUGCCGGAGAGCAGUUAUCAAGUAGUUCGCCGUACAACCAAUUCAUCUGGGGAUCAUUGCAGACAAUGAAAACAUUAGACGCGGAAACAUUCUGGCGGCGUCUUCUGAAAGGCUCUACGAUGACACACAUAGUUCACCAUCAGACACCAUCUUACCGCAAUCCGAUCAACAAGUCUUUGAAACGAACCGUACCGGCACCAGAGAAUAGAAAUAUGGGCAUCACAUUCGCAUCCAUAGUCAAAGCAUCUUGGGCAUUGGUUCUUGCAAAGUUCUCGGCGAGUUCAGAUGUUGUCUUUGGACAGAUCACCACGGGUCGAAGUGCCCCUAUCCCAGGGAUUGAUGAGAUUGUCGGGCCUUGUAUGAAUCUUGUUCCAGCUCGAUUCAAGCUAGAUUCAGCUGCAACCCUUUCCGAACUUCUCCAGCAAGUUCAGGCUCAGCAUUUGGAUAUGUUGCCUUACGAAUCCCUCGGGUUUCACCACAUCAUAGAGAAAUGUACCAAUUGGCCGACGUGGACCAGAUUCAGCUCUAUUUUGCAGCAUACGAACUUCAACACCGGUAUGGAUGCACUAGACAUGUGGGGUGAUGUUGAGAUGAGGCUGGGAAACUUCACACCCGGCCAUGACGUCUCGGACAUUUGGAUUUGGACAGGUCCUGCCGGAGAAAACUUUUCCAUCGACUUCACGUACUCCAGCGAUACCCUCCCAGAAGCGCUUGCUCAGGAGAUGCUCGACUCGCUAUGCGAGAAUAUUGGCAAGCUAUUCGAGUGCCCAAGCAGUCCCAUGGACAGUUUGCUGGCGACCCUUCAAGCACGACUACCUUUACCCCUCACUGAGAAGAGCUCUUCUGUCCCUCGUGCUCCAGCCAGUCCUGAGAUACUAGCAGUUGUGCAAGCAACUUGGGCGAUUAUCUUUGGCGAUGAUGAAAAUGCUCUUCCUCCUGGAACGAUAGACAGCACGCCAUUCUUUAACCUGCGAGGUGACUUGCUCGCAGCCGCUCAAAUUUCUUGCGAGCUCGGAAAGCGAGGCUUUCAGAUGACACCGGAGGACGUCAUUGACAACCCUGAUAUGGAAAUGCAAGCUGAAUUUCUCUCUGCUCGGGCUUGA
Messenger RNA from Cadophora gregata, 14151 nucleotides. RefSeq lists its product as uncharacterized. Gene Ontology annotation, molecular function: catalytic activity; phosphopantetheine binding. The record is from RefSeq and is a predicted model, not a curated record. Bases 1 to 14151 code for a protein of 4716 amino acids. Gene Ontology annotation, cellular component: cytoplasm. NCBI's taxonomy places the organism in Eukaryota, Fungi, Ascomycota, Leotiomycetes, Helotiales, Ploettnerulaceae. Gene Ontology annotation, biological process: secondary metabolite biosynthetic process; amino acid activation for nonribosomal peptide biosynthetic process. The transcript is spliced from 13 exons.